AUGGACGUUAGCAGCAAUUUGUCUUAUAUUCCUAAAUUUUCUACCCCUACGAAAAAGAGACCUUUGGUAUAUCCAAACAGUCCAAUUACACCUUUGCAUCAGCAGGCUCUUUUGGGGAAAGCAAGCCGCUCAGCGAAAAAAAGCCCAACGAAGGCGUCAUCCAACUUUGUCCGAGGUUCACCUAAACUUGAUGUCGUGUCAUCCGACUGGUCAUUGUCGACUUCCGUAAGUUCUCCUCGUGCUAAACACCAUUGCUCGAAUCACAGUGACAGAUUCAUUCCUUCAAGACAAAAUUCAGCGAAUGCAUUUGUUUCAAAUCAAAAGCAUGAAUUAUCUGCUGAGUACAAUGAAUCGGUUGCCGAAGCUUGUGGUUUGGAUUUAAAUACACGUAUCCUUGCUUUCAAGCCAGACGCACCUGAAUCCAAGAAACCUGUUGAUUUGCGUGCUCAAUAUAACCGACCUCAAAAACCAGUCGUUUCUCAGACAAAGCGCAAAUUUGCUACGACGCCUGAGCGAGUCUUGGAUGCACCAGGUAUCGUCGACGACUACUAUUUGAACUUGUUGGAUUGGUCCAGUUUGAACGCUGUUGCUAUCGCACUUGAAAGAAACGUUUACGUUUGGAAUGCCGACAGUGGUGAUGUUGGCGGUAUAGCUGAAACGGAUGAAUCCACCUAUGUAGCGGGCGUAAAAUGGUCCCAAGACGGCACAUUUUUGUCUGUGGGACUUGGUAAUGGAUUGGUUGAGAUCUAUGAUGUCGAAUCGCAAAAAAAGCUUCGAACGAUGGCAGGCCAUCAGUCGAGAGUAGGCGUUUUGGCAUGGGAUCGACACAUUUUAUCCAGUGGCAGUCGCUCAGGUGCAAUCCAUCAUCAUGAUGUGCGCAUUGCUCAGCACAAAGUGGGCGAGUUACUAGGACAUGAAAGUGAAGUCUGUGGGCUGGCGUGGCGCUCGGACGGACUUCAAUUAGCUUCUGGUGGUAAUGAUAAUCUGGUUCAAAUUUGGGAUGCUAGAUCGUCCAUCCCCAAAUUUACAAAAACAAACCAUACGGCAGCCGUCAAGGCUGUAGCAUGGUGCCCUUGGCAAAGCAACUUAUUAGCAACUGGUGGUGGUACCAUGGACAAGAAGAUUCAUUUCUGGAACGCAGCUACGGGAUCAAGGGUCAACACAGUGGAUGCUGGUAGCCAAGUAACGUCACUAACAUGGAGCCCUCAACUCAAAGAGAUUAUAUCCACUCAUGGUUUUCCUGAUAACAAUUUGUCUGUCUGGUCUUAUGGCACGACAGGAAUUACAAAGCAAGUAGAUAUACCUGCACAUGAUAGCAGAGUGUUAUACUCUGCCCUGUCUCCUGAUGGACGCAUUUUGUCUACAGCCGCUAGUGAUGAAAAUUUGAAGUUUUGGCGAGUAAAUGAUAGUGAAACAAAGAAGAGGACUGGAAUCUUUUCUAAAGCCGGACCUGCCAAUAUGACUAUCCGAUAA
Schizosaccharomyces osmophilus is the source of this 1473-nucleotide messenger RNA. It is a transcript of the gene slp1, whose product is annotated as substrate-specific mitotic metaphase/anaphase APC coactivator Slp1/Cdc20. The transcript has a single exon. The record is from RefSeq and is a predicted model, not a curated record. Gene Ontology annotation, cellular component: anaphase-promoting complex. Gene Ontology annotation, biological process: anaphase-promoting complex-dependent catabolic process; positive regulation of anaphase-promoting complex-dependent catabolic process; positive regulation of ubiquitin protein ligase activity. Gene Ontology annotation, molecular function: protein binding; anaphase-promoting complex binding; ubiquitin ligase activator activity. NCBI's taxonomy places the organism in Eukaryota, Fungi, Ascomycota, Schizosaccharomycetes, Schizosaccharomycetales, Schizosaccharomycetaceae. The coding region runs from base 1 to 1473 and encodes 490 amino acids.